This is a messenger RNA of Bubalus bubalis (water buffalo), 1207 nucleotides long. It is a transcript of the gene TMEM50A, whose product is annotated as transmembrane protein 50A. Gene Ontology annotation, biological process: late endosome to vacuole transport via multivesicular body sorting pathway; protein targeting to vacuole. Bases 172 to 657 code for a protein of 161 amino acids. The transcript is spliced from 8 exons. NCBI's taxonomy places the organism in Eukaryota, Metazoa, Chordata, Mammalia, Artiodactyla, Bovidae. The record is from RefSeq and is a predicted model, not a curated record.
GCUCUCUCUGCCCCGUCUCCGCAUGCGCGACCGAGCCCUGGGGGCGGGGCUGCUCCAUCCGGGUAUCCGGCGGCCUUUGGGUGUUUUGUUUUCUUGGCUGGAACCUGGAGGGGUAGCGGGCUCCGGACUUACUGCACCGGCCAGGCUGGAUUUAAAACUUGACCUGAAAAAAUGUCUGGAUUUCUGGAAGGCUUGAGGUGCUCAGAGUGCAUCGACUGGGGGGAAAAGCGCAAUACUAUUGCUUCCAUUGCUGCCGGUGUUCUAUUUUUUACAGGCUGGUGGAUUAUCAUAGAUGCAGCUGUCAUUUAUCCCCGCAUGGACGAAUUCAACCAUUCCUACCACGCGUGUGGUGUUAUAGCAACCGUAGCCUUCUUAAUGAUUAAUGCAGUAUCAAAUGGACAAGUCCGAGGUGACAGUUACAGUGAAGGCUGCCUGGGUCAAACAGGUGCUCGCAUUUGGCUGUUCAUUGGUUUCAUGCUGGCCUUUGGCUCUCUGAUUGCAUCGAUGUGGAUUCUUUUUGGAGGGUAUGUUGCUAAAGAAAAAGCCAUAGUAUACCCUGGGAUUGCUGUAUUUUUCCAAAAUGCCUUCAUCUUUUUUGGCAGUAGUUUUGAAAUUACCUGGAAGAACACAGAUCAAUCGCUUUUUGGAGGUUUAUGAAAUCCUUUGUAAAGGAGAAUUCCAUGAGAGGAGGACUCGUUUUUAAGUUUGGCCGCACUGAAGACUUAUGGCAGUGAAAGCUUCUGAUUCGUCACUGCCCAGCAGCCCUGCGUGGGUUUUGUUUUUGUUUGUUUUGGUUUCUUUUUUACUACUCACUCCCAGUCUUUUGUAAUGCCAUUUUCUAAACUUCUUUCUCUCAACUUAAAUUUGUAUAAUACUAAAAUCAUGAGAACUCUCUCUUUAAACAACAACCACAGCAAAAUCUAUUGUGAUAUACAUUUGAUUACAUUUGAUUAACUUGUAAAAUGUUGAAGAAAAGUGUUUCACGUGAGAAAUUUUUAUUACAUUUUAUCAUGUUUAUAAAAAUAAAUCACAAAAGAAAUCACGGAAGCAUCUUAUAUGAGUAUUUGUCAUAUCCAAGGUCCAAAACUUCAAUUAAAAUGUUCUGAAGAUUUAAUGUGUUUAUUUAAAUGUGGCCUGUUCUGUGUCAAAUAUCAGAUGAACUAUAAACAAUGAUGAAAUAUAAACACGUUCUUGUUUUUAAAAACUA